Messenger RNA from Prunus armeniaca (apricot), 630 nucleotides. NCBI's taxonomy places the organism in Eukaryota, Viridiplantae, Streptophyta, Magnoliopsida, Rosales, Rosaceae. The record is from the annotation of a GenBank genome assembly.
AUGAUAAAAUACACUGGUGGUGGAAAAUGUCAGCAAGACUUGAUAGAAGGACAUGAUCUUAUGUCCAAGUUCGAAUUUAUGAGAUCCGUGAGGACCUCCCGUGUGCAACUUAAUGAGGAAUGUAGGAUUUUGGGUGUUUGGGUGUUUGAUUUGAUUCGGGAAGUGGCUGUGAAUGAGUACUUGAAGGCAGGGCAGAUGAUCAAGAAGGUGAUUAUGUUCACCAACUUUCUAGAACGUCCUGAUAGCCGCAUCUGGGGCAUUCAGUAUGACGCACUACGGAGCAAUUUUGAGGCAAUCCGCAACAAGUUUAGGGACAAAGGAUACGGGGAUGAUGUGGUGCCACACAUUCUGUAUUUCAACGAGCACCAAGAUCCCUGGAUUUGUACACAACAUCCAGGCUUCACCAUCUCAUGGAAGCAGCCAUCACUCAAGAUUAUCAAACUCUCGAGAACCAAAGGCUCGUCUCGCCUCAAAAUUCAAAGGAAACCAUUGGGACCUGCAACUUCUUUUACAGAAGUACAAUCGACAACGUACUGCUUGGCAGCAGAUAGCAUCUUAUUCAAAUCAAGCCCCCCCUUUUAUGAAACAACUACUGCCAUAACACGAGACGCGCUACCACAAAUGUUCUAA